Molecule: messenger RNA, 1782 nt
Organism: Rana temporaria (common frog)
Lineage: Eukaryota; Metazoa; Chordata; Amphibia; Anura; Ranidae
Exons: 3
Coding region: 1-1074 (357 amino acids)
Source: RefSeq, a predicted model, not a curated record
AUGGCUGCAUCUGGCUUGUUUCUUAAUCUGAUGCCCAUUGGCACUUACCAUAGAAAUACAGAUCAAACAGGUUUUACAUAUUUAAAGGAUAGCUGUACAUGUAAUACAGUAGAUUGUAGAUGGACAGAAGAUUGUAGUAGAUGUAGAGGUACAUUCCCAAAUAGCGAUGGCCUUGGAGGAGUGGGGACAGUUUCAUCCCCAAAUAGCGAUGGCCUUGGAGGAGUGGGGACAGGUACAUCCCCAAAUAGCGAUGGCCUUGGAGGAGUGGGGACAGGUACAUCCCCAAAUAGCGAUGGCCUUGGAGGAGUGGGGACAGUUUCAUCCCCAAAUAGCGAUGGCCUUGGAGGAGCGGGGACAGGUACAUCCCCAAAUAGCGAUGGCCUUGGAGGGACAGGUACAUUCCCAAAUAUCGAUGGCCUUGGAGGAGUGGGGACAGGUACAUCCCCAAAUAGCGAUGGCCUUGGAGGGACAGGUACAUCCACAAAUAGCGAUGGCCUUGGAGGAGCGGGGACAGGUACAUCCACAAAUAACGAUGGCCUUGGAGGGACAGGUACAUCCACAAAUAGCGAUGGCCUUGGAGGAGCGGGGACAGUUACAUCCCCAAAUAGCGAUGGCCUUGAGGGAGUGGGGACAGGUACAUCCCCAAAUAGCGAUGGCCUUGGAGGGACAGGUACAUCCCCAAAUAGCGAUGGCCUUGGAGGGACAGGUACAUUCACAAAUAGCGAUGGCCUUGGAGGAGUGGGGACAGGUACAUCCCCAAAUAGCGAUGGCCUUGGAGGAGUGGGGACAGUUACAUCCCCAAAUAGCGAUGGCCAUAGAGGAGUGGGGACAGGUACAUCCCCAAAUAGCGAUGGCCUUGGAGGAGUGGGGACAGUUACAUCCCCAAAUAGCGAUGGCCUUGGAGGAGCUGGCACAGGUACAUCCCCAAAAAGCGAUGACCUUGGAGGAGCGGGGACAGGUACAUCCCCAAAUAGCGAUGGCCUUGGAGGAGCGGGGACAGGUACAUCCCCAAAUAGUGAUGGCCUUGGAGGAGCAGGGACAGGUACAUCCCCAAAUAGCAAAAGCCUUGGAUGAGCGGGGACAGGUACAUCCACAAAUAGCGAUGGCCUUGGAGGAUUGGGGACAGGUACAUCCCCAAAUAGCGAUGGCCUUGGAGGGACAGGUACAUCCCCAAAUAGCGAUGGCCUUUGAGGAGUGGGGACAGUUACAUCCCCAAAUAGCGAUGGCCUUGGAGGAGCGGGGACAGUUACAUCCCCAAAAAGCGAUGGCCUUGAGGGAGUGGGGACAGGUACAUCCCCAAAUAGCGAUGGCCUUGGAGGAGCGGGGACAGGUACAUCCCCAAAUAGCGAUGGUCUUGGAGGAGUGGGGACAGGUACAUCCCCAAAUAGCGAUGGCCUUGAGGGAGUGGGGACAGGUACAUCCCCAAAUAGCGAUGGCCUUGGAGGUACAGGUACAUUCACAAAUAGCGAUGGCCUUGGAGGAGUGGGGACAGGUACAUCCCCAAAAAGCGAUGGCCUUGAGGGAGUGGGGACAGGUACAUCCCCAAAUAGCGAUGGCCUUGGAGGUACAGGUACAUUCACAAAUAGCGAUGGCCUUGGAGGAGUGGGGACAGGUACAUCCCCAAAUAGCGAUGACCUUGGAGGAGCGGGGACAGUUACAUCCCCAAAUAGCGAUGGCCUUGAGGGAGUGGGGACAGGUACAUCCCCAAAUAGCGAUGGCCUUGGAGGGACAGGUACAUUCACAAAUAGCGAUGGCCUUGGAGGAGUGGGGACAGGUACAUCC